Molecule: messenger RNA, 390 nt
Organism: Striga asiatica
Lineage: Eukaryota; Viridiplantae; Streptophyta; Magnoliopsida; Lamiales; Orobanchaceae
Source: the annotation of a GenBank genome assembly
AUGGCCCCAACUUUCCAGACGACGUACGUGGUUGCAAACAUUAUUGUACUAAUAAACACAAAGGAAAAGACAAUAAAGAAAACAUCCAUACCUCCUGGGAGAUUGAUCGUCCACCCCUCCUUGGGUAGACCUCUCUUGCUGUCGUCAAACAAAUUUGUAGGUGCUUCCGGAAGGCCCGACCGCUUUCUAUUCCCCUCAUUAUCGCUGUCUCUCAAAGCCUCUAAUAAAUUGCUUCCGAGUCCUGUCUUAAUCGGCUUCGAGUCCACCCUAGCAGCCCUCAGCCUCUCUCUCGCUGUUAGUGGGGCCCGUUUUGGGGUCAGGCCCGAGUUGGGUGCGGACGGGCCCGGAUCAGGAUAUACGGGCCCAUUGGAUGACUGUGAAGCCACAUAG